UAAAAAUAAAUAAAUAAUUAAAAACAUUGAGUUAUAAAUAAUAAAAUUGUAAUUAAAGAAAAAUAGUAACAAAACUAAUUCGUCCUACGAAUCAACCACGCUAUAAAAUUGUGUUGAUAUCAAGAAAUAAAUAAAAAUGAGCUCCCGUCCAAAAGCCGGUUCUUCAUGCGAUAAUCAUCCGAAAGUGAUCAAGAAGAAGUCAUCAUCGACCAGAACCAGAACCAACUAUCCUUCUAUGGACGAACACAUUGCCCAUUGUCGAGCUACCGAUGCUGUCCUUCAAAAGACCAUUACAUCAGACGAACAUUUUUCUGCUUUGCCACCAGAUUGUACACUUGAAGAGCUUCAGUCAGAGAUUGCCCUGGCAAGAGGACAAGCCACUACCAUUUACGUAAAACGGGAUGGCCUUUGUGCACUGAAAGUUGUGCUACCCCAGAAAGAUCCGACCAUAGCAAAUUUGAAGAGAGCAAUCGAACGCACAGCAAAUUUACUCCAACAACGUAGAAAAACAACUUCAACAAGCGAUCUCGAAAGAGUAGCAGACACUAAAAAAAGCUCUUCCGACACACCUCCACGGCGAAUUAGUGACGGUGCUUUAAUAGCAGCACCAGCACCACGCUCAGGAAGACCCCAUCAACGUAGUAAUCCAUCGUGGCGUUUUCUUUGGAGAGCUUAUUGCCUGGGUGAGGCAAUAACAUACAACAAAGAGCAAGACCCAUCAAAAUCGAAGUCGAACUCUCAAACCCUGCCAGACACAGACGGCCGUCAGUUGUUAAGUGACUUCGGUAUCGGUCACAAGUCGGUGCUGCGAUUUGUUAAACGCGAAAACUACUUUGGUCGACAGAGGCAACGUAGCUAGAGGC
This is a messenger RNA of Eupeodes corollae, 863 nucleotides long. RefSeq lists its product as uncharacterized. Lineage: Eukaryota; Metazoa; Arthropoda; Insecta; Diptera; Syrphidae. The record is from RefSeq and is a predicted model, not a curated record. The coding region runs from base 137 to 859 and encodes 240 amino acids. The transcript has 3 exons.